Molecule: messenger RNA, 1625 nt
Organism: Anguilla rostrata (American eel)
Lineage: Eukaryota; Metazoa; Chordata; Actinopteri; Anguilliformes; Anguillidae
Gene: lman2la
Product: lectin, mannose-binding 2-like a
Exons: 9
Coding region: 122-1213 (363 amino acids)
Biological process (GO): endoplasmic reticulum to Golgi vesicle-mediated transport
Cellular component (GO): Golgi membrane; endoplasmic reticulum-Golgi intermediate compartment; COPII-coated ER to Golgi transport vesicle
Molecular function (GO): D-mannose binding
Source: RefSeq, a predicted model, not a curated record
ACUGCCACAAUCACAGCGCGAACUGUGUUUGACAGCUUGUUGGACAAAUGAAAGGAGGCCGAACAUUCGCGAAAGCCAAUAGGAACCCAGAGAGGGGGUGUUCUUCCGCACGAGGUUUAGAAUGGCUGCCACCACGAAACAAUCGGUUGCGAAAAGCCGCAGAACAUUUCCUAAUGUAAUUUGCAGUCGGGCGAUGGCUAAAAACAUGUACUGGGUAUUUAUAUCUAUUAUUGUUAUGACAAAUCGAUGUUGGGGUGACGAUGGGCACGAAAUGGAGGAGUUUCUGAAGAGAGAGCACUCGUUGACCAAGCCAUAUCAAGCGGUCGGGUCCUCCAUCUCGUCCCACUGGGAGCUGAUGGGCGACGCCAUGACGACCACGGAGCAGGUGCGGCUGACGCCGGACAUGCAGAGCAAGCAAGGAGCGGUGUGGAACCGCAUCCCCUGUCACCUGAAGGACUGGGAGCUACAGGUGCACUUCAAAAUUCACGGCCAAGGAAAGAAGAAUUUGAACGGCGACGGGCUGGCAGUGUGGUACACUAAGGAGCGCAUGCAGAAAGGUCCGGUGUUUGGGAAUACAGACUUUUUCACCGGGCUGGGGGUGUUCGUGGACACUUACCCCAACGAAGAGAAACACCUAGAGGCGCAGAAGAGGAGGUACACCCCACGCACGCAGAGGAUAUUCCCCUACGUGUUGGCGAUGGUGGGGAACGGCACGCUGGGCUAUGACCACGAGAGGGACGGGCGGCCCACGGAGCUGGGGGGCUGCACCGCCAUGGUGCGCAACCUGAAGCACGACACCUUCCUCUUCAUCAGAUACGUGCGCCGGAGGCUGACGAUCAUGAUUGACAUUGAUGGGCAGCACGAGUGGAGGGAUUGCCUGGACAUCCCGGGGGUGAAGCUGCCUGAGGGGUACUACUUCGGUGCCUCGGCCAUCACCGGAGACCUGUCGGAUAACCAUGACAUGAUCUCGAUGAAGCUGUACCAGCUCACCGUGCUGCGCAGUAAGCAGGAGGAGGAGGAAGAGGAGGAGAUUCUCAUUCCCAGCGUGGACAACCUGGAGCUGCUGAGGGGGGAUGUGAGUGAAGGAGGAAUGAGUGGGUUAGCCUUGUUCUUCACCGUGCUCUUCUCCCUGCUUGGCUGCUUCCUGCUCCUGGUCAUCGGCCUGGUCCUGUACAGCCACUGGAGCGAAAACAGCCGCAAGCGCUUCUACUGAGACACAGCAAAGGGAGAGAGAGAGAGAAGGAGAGAAAUGGAGGGAGGAAGAGGGAGCACAAGAGGCCGCCAUUACUGCUGCAUCCAGAGGAUAACCGGUUCUGCACUGAGACACUUUGACCAGAGCAGCUGACCCUGAUCUUCACAGCUGAGGGACAAGAGACUGUGAGAGAGAUUAAGAGACAGAUCGCCAUGACUACUGUUGCCAGGGAGAGAAAAAAAAAAAGUUUCUCGUUGCACUGAAGAGCUGUGAUGGGCUUUACUGACCUUAAUCAUCAUGACUGAGAAAGAGAGAGAGAGACUGAGGGCGAGGUGGGCGGGAGAAAAGUUUGGGGGAAGAGUGUGUUAUUGUGUGUUGUGCUAGCUCACAGAGAGGAGAACUUUGAGAACGACUGCCUUCAGCCCUGUCCCAG